AAUUUAUCCGGCGAGCCCCAUCAUUUUUGAGCCGAAGGUGGAUGACUCCGUGGCGUCCACUCUACCUGCGACGCCGGCUCAGAGAAGCCAACGGCGAAGCCAAGUCCAGCUCAGACUCAACCGUUUUGACCAAGACUGACCGUCAUCUAACUUCGCGCAGUAAUGUGCGGUGUCUCUUGGACUUGAUCUGGUUGGAAUGGCCAACCUUGUGUAGCGGCAUCGUCGGCCUGUCAGUCUCGUCCCUUACAAACCUGCUGUUCCCCAAAGUCCUAGGGGCAGCGCUGGACGUCGCAUGUGGUCGGCCUCCGCCGCGAAACAUGUCACACAAGGCGUUCUUCUUAACGAUCCUGUCCAUAUUCGUGUCUGGCGCCACGGCUUCCUUCGUCCGCGUAUACUGCCUUGGCUCUGUCGCGGAAUCCACUGCCAAGCGACUCCGCGAUCGCGUGUAUGCAGCUUACAUCACCAAAGACAUGUUGUUCUUUGCGCAGUCGGAGCGCACCGAGCUAGUUCAUCGACUUACCCACGAGUGCCAAACCGCCGCCGACGCCGUCGUUAACAUCAUCGCAGACGGCUAUCGAUCUUUGAACUCGUCUAUUGGGGCUAGCAUUAUGCUGUUCCGGCUGUCGCCCACCCUCACCCUCGUGUCCCUCUCCGUCCUGCCCUUCCUCGGGGCAGGUGCCAUGACCAUGCGCUUAUACCUCAAGGGCUUGGAGCGGCAGUAUGACGCGACCCUUGCCGCCCUUCGCGCAUCCGCCGACGAGCGGUUGGGUGGAAUUGAAACCGUAAAGCUGUGCACUCAAGAAACGACGGAGCUCCGGUCGUUCGUCCAACAAACGGCCACGGUGGCCAAGGCAGGCCGUCGAGCCAAAGCGGUUGAAGGCUUUUACAUGGGCGGGCUGUCGCUGUCCAUCAACUUGUCACUUUCCAGUGUGUUGUGGGUCGGUGGGUCAAUCGUCGGCAGUGGCGGCCUCACGACCGGAGAACUGACGUCGUUCAUGAUGUACAGCGGAUUCAUGUGUCUAGGGUUUGCACAGCUGUCCACCCUCGGGUCGAAAGUACGAGCCACGAACGAAGCUACAGCCGUGUUGUUCGACCUCGUGGACCCCAACCAGUCGCAGCUAAAGGCUGAAACGACCCUUCAACUAGAAGACGUGACUGCAUCCAGUGAGAAGAAGGACGAGAUCGAAGGAGCCAUUGCAUUGAACCACGUCACAUUUGGCUACAACGACCACGGACCCCUUUUUAAAGACCUGACGUGGCAUGUCCCAGCCGGUUCGACGGUGGCGCUUGUGGGGGCGAGUGGCGCCGGCAAGUCGACGGUCGCUAAAUUGAUGACGCGGCUGCUGGAACCGUCGUCGGGUCGGGUCACGUUGGACGGCAUCGACGUCUCUACCCUCGACAAGGAAUUCCUUCGCCGGCAUGUCGCCAUGGUGCCUCAGGAUGCCACGAUUUUCGCCCAAACUGCCCACGCAGCCAUCAAGUACGCCAACCCGGCCGCGUCCGACGACGACGUCCGGGCCGCCGCCGCACUUGCCCACGUCCACGACUUUAUCACGGAGCUUCCACAAGGCUACGACACUGUCGUGACCCAGUCGAACGUGUCGGGCGGCCAAAAGCAGCGGCUAGCCCUCGCCCGCGCCCUUCUCACCCGCCCAAAGGUACUCAUCUUGGAUGAAGCCACGGUGGCGCUGGAAGGCAGCACCGAACGGGGCAUCCUCUCGCGCGUGUCGGCUGGCCAGACAACGAUUGUGAUCGCCCACCGCGUGUCUACGAUCCGAGCCUGCGCCACCAUCGCCGUGCUGCAAGAAGGGGCGAUCGCUGAAGUCGGCACGUACGACCAACUCGACCGCGAUGGCACCAUCUUCCACUCGCUCGUGGCCACCCAAGUCAUCGACGCCUCCGAGUAAUACAAGUUGUCAGAGGGGAUGGUUGUUUCUGAUAUCUCAUGUACGGAGGAGUACGAAGCAUCAACCGAUAAAGUCCAAGCAUCGUGCCAACGUCGUCACGUAAUAAUCCCAUAUCAGUAGUCUGUGUUUCGAGUGAACGCGCUUAAAUUCCGUGCCCGUGUAAAACUCCUACCAGCAGC
This is a messenger RNA of Aphanomyces astaci, 2086 nucleotides long. RefSeq lists its product as hypothetical. The record is from RefSeq and is a predicted model, not a curated record. Bases 42 to 1907 code for a protein of 621 amino acids. The transcript has 2 exons. Gene Ontology annotation, biological process: transmembrane transport. Lineage: Eukaryota; Oomycota; Saprolegniomycetes; Saprolegniales; Verrucalvaceae. Gene Ontology annotation, molecular function: ATP hydrolysis activity; ABC-type oligopeptide transporter activity; ATP binding. Gene Ontology annotation, cellular component: membrane.